AUGUCUGAAUCACAGAUUAUUGAAAAUAUUCAAGUGUCUUCUAAAGACAUUUAUGUGAUAGAAGACAAAAAUGAUGAAGCAUUUAACUUAGCUAAUGGAAUUACCACUACUUUAAAUGCAGCUAUUAAUUCUCUUACUUCAGUUGUACCAUGGUUAGCUACAGCAGCAGAACUCAUUAACGAAAUCAUAAAAAUUUAUGAGACAGCCCAAUAUAACAAAAAAAAUUGUGCAGCUUUGAUGGACCAAAAAAUUAAAGAAUUCAUAAAUGAUGUAACUCAAUUAAAAGGACUGGGUAAAUAUGUAAUUGCAACCAAUAUUGAAAAAAGGUUUAAACAAUUAACGGAAGAAUAUGAGGCCUGCAUGAAAGAUUUAAGUUUUACAUUGAUCAUUACCUUUGAUGAACAACGAAGAAUCGAUCGAGAUAGUUUGACGUCUGAUUUAAGUGAAAUGACAAAG
Racocetra persica is the source of this 456-nucleotide messenger RNA. NCBI's taxonomy places the organism in Eukaryota, Fungi, Glomeromycota, Glomeromycetes, Diversisporales, Gigasporaceae. The record is from the annotation of a GenBank genome assembly.